AUGGAUCAUAGGGUGUUGAUUGCCAACCGUGGCGAGAUUGCUGUUCGUGUCAUGCAGACGGCCCAACGCCUCGGCGUCAAGAGUGUUGCCGUCUAUAGCGAUGCCGAUGCUAACAGCAUGCACGUCAAACUUGCUGAUGAAGCUGUACCUAUCGGGCCGGCUCCUUCAUCCGAAUCCUAUCUGCGCAUGGAGCGUAUCAUUGCGGCUGCCAAGGCGACCGGCGCCAAGGCCAUUCACCCCGGCUAUGGCUUUCUGUCCGAGAAUGCAGCCUUUGCCAAUCUGUGCAAGGAAGAGGGCCUCAUCUUCAUCGGUCCACCUGCCUCUGCCAUCGAGUCGAUGGGCUCAAAGAGUGAAUCCAAAAACAUUAUGGCUCCAUCUGGCGUGCCGGUUGUUCCAGGCUACCACGGUGAAAAUCAAGAUCCUGAAUUCCUGCUGCAACAGGCUCGCGAAGUGGGCUUUCCUGUGUUGAUCAAGGCCGUCAAAGGCGGUGGUGGCAAGGGCAUGCGUGUUGUCAUGAACGAGGCAGACUUUGCAGAGAGUUUGGACAUGGCGCAGGCAUGUUAUUUCGCUGAGGCACGCAAGCAUUUCGGUGACGAUCGCGUUUUGAUUGAGCGCUAUGUUCAACGCCCUCGCCACGUUGAAGUUCAGGUUUUCGCCGAUCAGCACGGCAACGCGGUUCAUUUGUUUGAGCGCGACUGCUCGCUCCAGCGCCGCCACCAGAAAGUCAUUGAGGAGGCUCCUGCGCCUGGAUUGCGACCAGAGACUCGCCAAGCCAUGGGUGAGGCAGCAGUGCGCGCCGCCCUGGCCGUAGGCUACGAGGGUGCGGGCACUGUCGAGUUUAUCAUGGACACUGUGACGCAAGAGUUCUUCUUUAUGGAAAUGAACACUCGCCUGCAGGUUGAGCAUCCCGUGACUGAAAUGGUGACGCAAACGGACUUGGUGGAGUGGCAGUUGCGCGUCGCUUCCGGUUUUCCCUUGCCCCUGACGCAGGACCAGGUGCCCUUGGUCGGCCAUGCCUUUGAAGCUCGUAUCUAUGCAGAGAAUCCAGCCGGCAACUUUUUGCCGGGAUCGGGUCCACUUUCCUUCGUGCGCACGCCCGAGGCUACUGCGGAGGUUCGCAUUGAAACCGGCGUCGAAGAGGGCGACGAGGUGACGGUCCACUACGAUCCCAUGAUCGCCAAGCUGGUGGUGUGGGGUGAGAGUCGUGACAAGGCACUGAGCAAGCUGAGCCGUUGCCUGGAGCAGUACAACAUUGCAGGACUCGCCACCAACAUUUCCUUCCUGCAGCGUUGCGCUCGCCAUCCCAGCUUCAAGCAGGGUGACGUUUCCACGGACUUUAUUCAGGAUCACCACGAUUCGCUGUUGCCGGCAGCCGAGCCUGUGCCGGCAGUUGUGCGACGUGUCGCCGGUGCCCUUGUGCGCUACUUUGAUAUUGUCACGGAGCCCUUCCUGCGCGCCGCCGGCAACGCUUUGGCUUUGGAAGUGGGUUUGGGUGCGGAUGGCUCAUUUUUGGUGAGCGAGGAGGGUGCCGACACGGCGGCCGUGAUUGAGCUGGAGCCAUCGGAGCAGGAUCCGCAUGAGUUUGCUGUUGCUGUGGACGGUCAGCGUAGCCACGUGCGGGCCGUGCGCUUGGAGGACAAGCUGCAUCUCUUUGCUGAUGGAUCACACUUCGAGUUGGAGGUCAGCAAGCCCGACUUUCUUUCAGCGGGUGCGGAUGCAGUGGCUGAUAAUGUAGUGACGGCGCCCAUGACUGGUACCAUCACCAAGGUGAUGGUCGAGGCUGGACAGACGGUCAAGGCUGGGCAGACGUUGGCGGUCAUGGAGGCCAUGAAGAUGGAGCUGGUACUGCGGGCUCCGUUUGAUGGCGUGGUCGAGUCGGUGACCGCUGGUUUGGGGGGCUCAGGGCGCAAGAACCAACCGUCAUGA
Monosiga brevicollis MX1 is the source of this 1926-nucleotide messenger RNA. RefSeq lists its product as uncharacterized. Gene Ontology annotation, cellular component: mitochondrion. The coding region runs from base 1 to 1926 and encodes 641 amino acids. The record is from RefSeq and is a predicted model, not a curated record. Gene Ontology annotation, molecular function: metal ion binding; ATP binding; methylcrotonoyl-CoA carboxylase activity. Lineage: Eukaryota; Choanoflagellata; Craspedida; Salpingoecidae. The transcript has 18 exons.